AUGAAAAGGAGCCAAAGUGACGUCACCCUAUCAAAAUCACAAGAAAUGUCAUCAACAAAUCUUAGUUAUUUAGUCGAAAAUAGUUUAGAAAUAGAAGAAGAUUUACAAUCUACCAUUUCAACAUCAUCAACAUCAUCAAAUUCAUCAUCUUCAUCGAAACCAAUAUCCCAAAAUAAUAAUGUACAGCAACCUACACCAUCAUUUCCAAUACCAAAAGAUAGAAAGCAAUCAUCUGCUGCUAAUACACCAGUUUUAUCAUCAAUUUCAGAAAGAGCAAAACCAAAAAAAACAAUGUCAAUUUCAAAUUUAGAUUUAUCAGGUAAAAAAUAUGCUACAAUCAGCAGUGGGGCCAAUGUCGAUUUAUCACCAAAAAAACAAAACAAAAUUAAAUCUGUAUCAAACUUUUUCAAAAAAUCUACAAGUCACAAUAAUCUAUUAGACGUUAAUGCGCCACCAGGUGUAAAUGGGGAGGCUGGCUCUUGCGCUGAAUCACCAAGCUUAAAUUCAUCAAACUCAAGUAUAAGUUCAACAUCAAGUAGUGCCAAUCAAAAGACAUUAAAAUCUAAAAUUGACUCUUUCUUCUCUCUCAAUAAAGGCAAUAGAUCAAGUUUAAAAUAUGAAAACAGCAUCUCAACAUUAGAGUCAGAAGGUGUUGCAGAGUCUGAUGAGUCUGAUUUCGAUUCAUCUGAAGAUGAUGACUUACCUGUCCAUAAAAAGCAUUCAAAAAGAAGACAAAUCAAAUUAUUUUUAUAUACACAAAAAUCCAAAAAUAGAGAUGGUUCAAUUAGUGUUGGUGGCAGCGGCGGUGGUGAAGAAGAGUCAUCAAUGGUUCCAUUGGAUUUGACAGCUGAAUCUGCAAGUGUACCAUGCACACCAAAAGGCCCAAUCCCAUCCCCAAUCGGAGAUGGCGAAGAAAUUUGUAAUAGUAGUUCAAUUAAUUCCGAAAGAUCAACACUUACUCCAAGUAGUUUUCAUCAUCAAAAAUUGGAAAGAAAAUCAAUGUCUGAUCCAAAUAUUAUUUCUUUAGUGGAAGAAGAAACCAAUAGCACCAAUAAUAAUAGUAAUCAAGCUGAUGAAGAAGAACAGGAUGUAGAUGAUUUAAGAAAGUUUUUAGAAAGAAGAUUAAUUAGAAGACCAACAGUAGCCGAAUUAAAGUUAGAUAAUAUAUUGUUUCAAACUGAAUUUGAGGAUGUAGCAAAAGAACAAACAAAAACUGAAAUUAAAAAUCAAAAAUUAUUUGUUGGUACAAGACCAAGUAAAAAGAAAUUUUUCAAUUCCCCAAAUCCAUCAAAUAUUACAAAUAAUUCAGUAAAUGUAACAUUAAAGAUUGAAGACGACGAAGAGAGUCAUAAAAGAAUUUUAUCAAAAAAUUUAUUAGAUAACGAAGAUGAAGGUGAUAUUUGUAGAAUAUUAAUUUUACCAUGCAGCGGAUGGAGAAGAGAAGUGGAGUCAGAAGAUUAUCAAUGCAGUAUAAAUAUUAAACAAUCACUAUGUAUUGAGGAGAUCGAAAAUGAAUUUCCACAUUACUAUGAAUCAUUUUGUAAAGAUAGACAUAAAAAUUAUUUAGCUACCAACAAUGAAGAAUUGGGUCCGGUAGUGAUUAGUAUUAAAAGAGAAGCUGAAAGAACCACCUCUUACAAAAAACUAAAGAAAAAGAAAAAAGAAAAAGAAAAUGUUGCUGAAAGUUGUCCAAACUUUUCAAUAUAUAAUUACAAUAAUUUAAAUAACCCUCAAGCACAACAACAAAUUUUAGCACAACAACAACCACCACAACCAAACAGUAUAGAAUCAUAUGAAAGAAAAUUUAAAACCAUUAUUAGAACUAAAGAAGGCGAAGAUAGAUUUUUUUUAUCAUCAGGUAAAUCAUCACCACACGAAUUAAUCAAUACUAUCAAAUCCAUUUUCCUUUCAAAUUAUCCAGAGCUUCAAUUCCAAAAAAUUCCAAAUAAUUCUGAAACUAGAAAAAUGUUGCAAUAUUGGGAAACUGCUCAAAUGACUAAAGAUUAUAAAUUUGGUUUACUAUACAGAAAAAAUGGUCAAACAAAUGAAAAUAAUUUCUUUUCAAAUACAAAUGAAAGUCCUGAAUACAAAGAAUUUUUAGAAUUUAUUGGCGAAAAAGUAAAAUUAAAAGGUUGGGAAAAUUAUAAAGGCGGUUUAGAUGUUAAGAGUGACACAACAGGUUUAUAUUCAAUUUAUAAAACUAAAGAAAUUUCAAUUAAUGAAAAUAAAAAGUUUAAUGUGCAAAUAAUGUUUCAUGUUAGUACUCUAUUACCACUUUAUCCAAAUGAUGAACAACAAUUGGAAAGAAAGCGUCAUAUCGGUAAUGAUAUUGUUGUAAUUAUAUUUCAAGAUAUUAACUGUAGCCCUCCAUUCAGACCAAAUAUGAUUAAAUCUGAAUUUAAUCAUGUUUUUGUAGUAAUCCAACCAUUAGAAAAGUCGUAUCCUAAUGAAAUUACAAAGUAUUCUGUAUCAAUAACCUAUAAAGAGGGUGUAUCAAGCUCAACCCCAUUUUUCCACUCUCAAAAAAUUUGGAAAAAAGAUAAUGUAUUUUUAGAUCACUUGUUAACCAAACUUAUCAAUGCCGAAAAAGCCUCCUAUUAUUCACCCGCUUUUUCAGAUAAAAUGAAAAGAACAAGAUUAACACUUUUAAAAAAUAUUGUAAAUACUUUUCAACAAUCAAAAUAA
Molecule: messenger RNA, 2685 nt
Organism: Dictyostelium purpureum
Lineage: Eukaryota; Evosea; Eumycetozoa; Dictyosteliales; Dictyosteliaceae
Exons: 3
Coding region: 1-2685 (894 amino acids)
Biological process (GO): regulation of small GTPase mediated signal transduction
Molecular function (GO): GTPase activator activity
Source: RefSeq, a predicted model, not a curated record